Molecule: messenger RNA, 1884 nt
Organism: Alligator mississippiensis (American alligator)
Lineage: Eukaryota; Metazoa; Chordata; Crocodylia; Alligatoridae
Gene: GCHFR
Product: GTP cyclohydrolase I feedback regulator
Exons: 3
Coding region: 70-399 (109 amino acids)
Biological process (GO): negative regulation of biosynthetic process
Cellular component (GO): nucleus; cytoplasm
Molecular function (GO): GTP cyclohydrolase binding
Source: RefSeq, a predicted model, not a curated record
CGGGAGCGUAUCACGUGCGAGGCGGCAGGUGGGUAGCGGCGGCUGCAGCAGGUCGGGGCCGGCGCGGCCAUGCCCUACGUCCUCAUCAGCACCCAGAUCCGCAUGGAGGUUGGCCCCACGAUGGUGGGAGAUGAGCAUUCUGAUCUGGCUCUGAUGAACUAUCUGGGAGCCACUAAGAGGAACAUGCUGGGGAACCAUUUCUGGGAGUAUUAUGUAAAUGAUGCACCCCGGAUCGUGUUGGACAAGCUGGAGAACUAUGGCUAUCGAGUGGUCAGCAUGACUGGGGUGGGGCAGACACUGGUCUGGUGUCUGCAUAAAGAAGACAACAAUGUUCCACCGGGGCGUGACGUCAAUGUUGAUCCUGUAAAACUACAGCCUAGAAGUGAGCUUCCCCAAUGAGAAUCUCCUCUAUGUUCCACUUUCCAGCCACGUUCAGGGGAAGUGCUGCAUAGUCAAAACUUCACAUAAUGGAAAACUGCCAUCAAUGCCAUUACAUGAGCCCCAAGGAGAGGUAGGUUUGCCCAUUCAGUUCUGAGGAUAAGUCAUGCAUGGAGAAUGAAUGGCCCCAAACUCUGCAUUAGUCUCAGUGGUACUUUGGAACACAUUUACAGAGUUAAUCUUGUCCUAUGCAAGUGUUUGAGUUAGGUCAAGUCCUGGCUUUGUCUCUGUGGAGCAGUGGAGUACUAAGCUUCUUGCUUAGGGGGAUCACACAUGGGGGUGGGCCAAGCAUGGGCCACUUGUUACACAGUCCCCAGAAUAGGAGGUCAAACAAUACCCCAGUUGCUGCUGUUUGAGGAAAACCUCUCCUUGGGCAUGUCCCCCCACUCCUAGGAUUAAGGUUAGGGAUGCACUGAUAAAGAUUUUCUUGGCUGAUACUGAUAGCCAAUGAUUAACCAACCGUAUCGGCUGAUGCCGAUCCAAUAAUCGAUCUUUAGUAAUAGUGAAAGCCAUUUUAAACUACUGACAUAAAUGCAAAAACAAAAAAAAGGUUAACACAUGCAUGAAUGUAGGCACGUGCCUUCUGCCUGCUCCAGCCCUUGCUGAGGAAGGCAGUAACAAAUUUAUUCCCACAUGUUGCCCGCAGCCCCACUUCCUGCACAGCCCAGGUGGGGGGUGCGGACAGACCCUUGCAUGGACAGCAGCACCGGGUGUGUUUGGAGCCCCAGAGUAUGCCACUGCCUCAGAGCUGGUGGGCCCAAUGCAGCUGGGCUCCUGCGGCCACCAGGGAGAAGCCACUUUUCAAAAGGAGCCCAUUACCCAGUGCAGAAGAAUGUCCCUCGCGCAGCGUUUUACCUAGCCUGUGCACAGCCCAACAUGUCCACAGCAGCCCCAGUGCUUAGGCCCCUGCUACGUGCACAGUGUUGCCAUGGCAGUGGCAGCAGCAGCUGGAGCCAGUAAUGGUUCCUUUGUUGCUGAGCGCAGCACCCUGUGACCACUCCUCAAGUGCCUACUCCUGCUGCUCGCUGGGACCUGUAGUCUGUUGUGGGCUCAGGCUGGCAGCAGGAUGCAAAGCCUGGACCACGCUCACCAGGGUGCUCCAGACGUGGCCAUAAUUAUCAGCUACAAUGACCAAAAAAGCUGAUAGCUAAUAAUGUCAUUUCUCCUUUUAUUGGUGCCGAUCAGAUAGCCAACUGAAAUAUUGGUGCACUCCUAAUUAAGGUUUCUCUGGUCAGACUCUGUCAUCCCCAAAAGAACCAUUCCAGCAUAACUGGAAAAACUGCAGAAAUAUCUUUGGGCAGUAGAUCAUUGAAAUAAGGCCCUGUGAAUAUUUCAUGUUUUGGCUAUGUAAUCUUACCAACCGCAGGUCACUGAUGGAUUGACUUGAGCUGUAUGUAUGAUCGACUGCUGCUGGUGGAUAAACUAAUAAAACUAAUAAAAAGGUAA